This is a messenger RNA of Hydractinia symbiolongicarpus, 2327 nucleotides long. RefSeq names its product stabilizer of axonemal microtubules 1-like. Gene Ontology annotation, biological process: microtubule anchoring. The transcript is spliced from 4 exons. Gene Ontology annotation, molecular function: microtubule binding. Gene Ontology annotation, cellular component: cytoskeleton. Lineage: Eukaryota; Metazoa; Cnidaria; Hydrozoa; Anthoathecata; Hydractiniidae. Bases 124 to 1584 code for a protein of 486 amino acids. The record is from RefSeq and is a predicted model, not a curated record.
AGCCAUGCAGAUUUUGUUUACAAUUUCCACAGUAACGUUUAUUCAAUUUUCGUCUUAAUAAUUGUCGAUUUGUUAAGUUUUACCAACUUAAAAGGAUAGAACUAACGCAACUAAAGUGACGUUAUGAAGUGCAUAUGUCAAAUAUGUCGUUGUGGCAAACAUCGCUGUCCACACUACAUGCCAACAAGACCACAAGUUACAAACAAAGGACCAUGUGCUUUAUCAGAAUACCAAGAGGGUUAUAAGACCAGCAAAGGAGAACGUAUUAUUGUCAAUCGUCCUCAGGAUAACCUUAAGCAUGAUGGUGAUGGAGAUUACAUCACUAGCCAUAAGGAGAACUUUCAUGCUCAUGAGCAUCAACCACGCGUUGAUCACCGACCAACCGAGCAAUACGUUAAAAGAGAAGAGCCGAUGGAUCUGAGUACAGAAUAUGGAACAAAAUACUUAAAAGGGAAGGGACAAGUCGCUCCUCUUCCGCAAUAUUUUAAAAAGAAAACUCAACCCUUUGGGAAUGAGGAGGAAUUAAAAGGUAAAUCUGUCACGCACGAAGACUAUGAAAAUAAAGGCCUCAACCCGAGGCCACAUCUUUACAAGUUACGUGAUAAUCACACGCUUUCAAAUGCUCCAAUGGACGAAAAGUCGACGCACCAAGCAGAUUAUCAAGGCCUGUAUGGAGAUAGAUCUCACAUUGUGCCAAGGCGAGCUGAUAACUUGGAUGGAAAAGGACCUGGACAGUUUGAAACAACACAUCAUGAACACUUUGUGAAACAUACUCAGAGACCAAGAUCAUCCAAAGGGUGGAAAACUGAAUAUAUACCUAACAACCAACCGUUUUCUGGACAAUCAAUUGUGCAGACGGACUAUAAGCACCACAAAAAUGCGUCGAAAUCACAUCCUGUCAAAUACGACAACGGCCUGUUUAACUCUGAUCAGCAGUUAGACGAUGAAACCACACAUGGUGCCACAUACAAACACUGGCAGGUGCAAAGAAAUGUGGCUAAACGAGACCAAGACGUAUACAGACCCCCGUCGGCCGCCAUGGAUAUGCAAAAGACAUCAGACGAUUACAAAAAUUUCGGACGGCGUGGCGCGGCAAAAUCAUUACGGCCGAAGACAAAUGUCAAUUUCGGUGAUGAAUUUGACGGCGUGACGUCGUACGCCGACGGUUACGUCAAACAUCAAAUCUCACCACGACAUAAAACUCAGCGCAGUAGAGAUUACUACUCGUCCAAUGUUCCAUUCGACUCGACAACAGAGAGCAAAGAUAACUACAAACAACAAAACGUCGCUCCUGCACAGAUGAUAAAACGGGAACAUGAAAUAUUUGAUACAAAGAAACCAUUUGCCAACAAGACGUCCUACGGAGAGCAGUUUGAAUCAAAGAAAUUACCUGAAUGCCCAAGUUCAAAGAUAGUUAUGAAUAACUUUGCCGGAUAUGAUCUUAUCGAUGACUUUAUCAACGGCCACCGAUUUCUAAUUAAAAAUGGCGAAGUGAGUACAGCAUCGAGCUUUCGUGGAGACACCCCUCCUCUUCCACCAAUCGGAGGUGGAAAAAACACAACAGAAGUUUAUGUCAAAGUGUAAUUUUGUUCACUUGAGUAAUUUGUUGAUAAAAAUUAGCAAAAAUUCAGCAAAAAUAAGUUUAAUCUGCUUUGCAAAACGUCAACAUAGGCUUCUUCCUAAACCAGUUAAUUCGCAUUAUUUUUAGUAGCCUGCUAUAAAUUAUAGAUAUCUUUAAAUUUUUAAACUUAAAAAUUAAAGUCCAGGACUCGUAAAAAUUUUGACUUUUAAGUUUAGCAUAUUUCACCGAUUUUUAAUUGUAAUAUAAAGAAUUUUGUAAUUUUUUUUUACCGCUAUUUCUCCAAAUUAUGUUGAGAUAAUGUCACUAAGUGACACAAAAAUAGAUGUAUUUACCUUAACGUAUUUAAGAAACACUUAAUUGUUAAAAUUACAUCCCGUAAAAUUCUAUCUGGACAAAACUGCUUUCAUGAAAGCAGUUUUGUCCAGAAUUUUAUCCUGUUUUACAAGGUUGUGGGAUACAGUAAAUUAUAAUAUAUAUUCUUUAUUAGUAUAUUUAUGCGUGGAAUUUAUUUAAAGAUUUUUUUGUUUUGUUCUGUUUUUAUUUAGAAACACUUUCUCUAAAAACUAUAUACUUCUCUCCAUUGCAAGGGUAAGAGUAGUUAAUAAUUUUUUUGCCAGCGUCAUCUUCUGGUAAAUAAAACAGCCCUGAGAUGGAGGAUAUUUACAAUUUAUUUCUUAACUCGCACUUAAUUUGUAUUAUUGGUUUGAAUGAAAAAAGAAAAUAAAUUUGUAUAUAACAAAAUAAA